Molecule: messenger RNA, 5561 nt
Organism: Arachis duranensis
Lineage: Eukaryota; Viridiplantae; Streptophyta; Magnoliopsida; Fabales; Fabaceae
Product: pentatricopeptide repeat-containing protein At2g03880, mitochondrial
Exons: 5
Coding region: 833-3724 (963 amino acids)
Biological process (GO): RNA modification
Molecular function (GO): zinc ion binding; RNA binding; protein binding
Source: RefSeq, a predicted model, not a curated record
CAUAUUUCAUUUAUUGUUCUUUAGUUGUUCUCAUUACAAAUUUAUAAGGUUUAGGGUUUGUGCUGUAUUUGUAAAUUAUUAAACUUUCCUAUAUUGUACUUAAAGUUGGAUGAUAUUUUAAAGUUUAUAUUAAGCUAUAAUUAUGUUGAUUUAUUAUUUUAUUAUAAAAUGGUUAUUCUAGUUGAACAACAAUUGAAUCGGUUGGACUAAUGAACCAGUAGCUAGAGUGGUUUGAUAACCGGUUCAGUUUUCAGAACCUUGACUAAAAUAUAAUUAUAAUCUAAUAGGAAGAUGAGAAAUAUCAUUGAAACUAAGAGGAUUAGAAACCAAAUUAUUCUCUACACAUGCAUUAUUAAUUUAUUAUCCCUAAGUGCUUCUUGACUUGACUGAUACUAUCUAACUAUCAUCUAAAACUGGAAAAAAAACUAUAAAAAUUAAUAAUCAGAUAGAAAUUAAAACAGCCAUCAUUUACCAACAAAAAAAUUUAGUUAACAAUUUUGCAAAAACAAAAUCAUCCAAUAAUCAAAAGGACAAGAACAUGAAGAAAAAUUGUACAAAUUCCCUGUUCGAGCAUCUCUCUCAAAGACCCGAACGGCUGCUUCUUCUUUCUCCAGCGUUACUCCCAUGUCUUAACCGCCGGCUGCUGCUAUGUGUUCUCUCUCCAUCUUCGCUGUCGCUAUUUAAUGUCUCUGCAGCGAGGCUGCAAACUUUAAGCUCCUUCCCACUGCUGCUGUGCUCUCUACUCACCCAGUCUCCGACACUGCAGUUGUACACUCUCUUGCCACCGCUUGUCCAAAAAUAAUCAUUAAACAAAACAAAAGUGAAAGUUUUAAUGGAAUACGCAACUGUGUCCUAUGGAUUGUGCAACCUACACAGUUUUCAGUUUCUCUCCCUACCCAUUCUCCAAGUUCAAAUCUUUUCACAUAAACCACCGCAAAACCCCUUCAACAUUUUUUCCACAGUUAGUUCAGCUCAACAGAGGUCAGGGACAACACCUAAAAGAGACCCUAGUGGUAGAAAUCAUCGCUCAGUGCCUCAAACGGAGAAGAACAUUGAGAUGAAACCGUCAAACGUGGGUAGCAAGCAGAGGCUUAAACGAUAUUCUUCCUUGUUGGGUAAUUGUGCUUUGAGAGGAGCUUUGAAUGAGGGAAAAGCCAUUCAUGGUCACCAGAUAAAAACUGGGGUGGACCCUGAUUCUCACUUUUGGGUUUCACUCAUCAACUUGUAUGCAAAAUGUGACUACUCCAGUUAUGCAUGCCAGGCGCUUGAUGAAAUGCCUGAACAAGAUGUCGUGUCCUGGACUGCAUUAAUUCAGGGAUUUGUAGCUCAGGGAAAUGGCAGGCAGGGUGUUGAUUUGUUUUGUGAGAUGAGAAAGAAAGGGAUCAGUCCGAAUGAAUUCACGGUUGCCACUUGUUUGAAAGCUUGUUCUAUGUGCCGGGAUGUUAGUUUUGGGAAACAGGUUCAUGCUGAAGUGAUUAAGGAGGGUUUAUCAUCUGAUGUGUUUAUUGCAUCUGCAUUAGUUAAUCUAUAUGCGAAAUGUAGUGAAAUCGACCUUGCUGAUAAGGUGUUCUUUUGCAUGCCUGAGCAGAAUGAAGUAUUGUGGAAUGUGUUGAUUAAUGGUCAUGCUCAAGUGGGUGAUGGGAAAGGAGCAUUUAGAUUAUUUUGUGAAAUGAUAAAUUCAGAAGUAGAAUUCAGUGAAUUUACCUUGUCCAGUGUACUUAAGGGUUGCACAAAUUCAGGACAAUUAAGAGACGGCCAACUUGUGCAUUGUUUGGCAAUCAAAAGUGGUUUUGAAAUAGACAAAUUCAUGUGUUCCAGUCUUGUAGACAUAUAUUCAAAGUGUGAUAUGGUAGAUGAUGCACUAAGACUUUUUUAUAUGAUCACAGACCAUGAUGUAGUUUCGUGGAGUGCAAUGAUCGCUUGCCUUGAAAAGCAAGGUCAUAGCAGUGAAGCAAUUAAGCUAUUUUACUUGAUGAGACAUACUGGAAUUGAACCAAACCAAUUUACCUUUUCAAGUGUUGUUAGUGCUGCUGCUGAAUUGGGUGACUUGCUUUUUGGAGAAAGCAUCCAUGCUUGUAUUUUCAAAUUUGGGUUUGAAUCAGAUGUCUCUGUAAGUAAUGCCCUUAUCGGGAUGUACAUUAAAAAUGGUUGUGUGGAUGAUGGUUAUCGAGUGUUUGAGGCGAUGACAGGGCCAGAUCUUGUUUCUUGGAAUACUCUAUUGUCAGGAUUUCAUGACUAUGGUUACGCUGAAUCAGGAUCAAAUGUUUUCUGCCAGAUGCUUGUCGAAGGAUUUAGGCCAAAUAUGUAUACAUUUAUUAGCAUUUUAAGGUCUUGCUCUGAUCUCUUAGACAUAAAGUUCGGAAAGCAAGUUCAUGCUCAAAUUCUGAAAAACAGUCUUGAUGGAAAUGAAUAUGUUGGGAAAGCCCUUUUGGACAUGUAUCUCAAAUUUAGAUAUAUGGAAGAAUCAUAUAUAGUUUUUGCUAAGUUGAUCAAUAGGGAUGUCUUCACAUGGACAGUAAUGAUCACUGGUUUUGCUCAAACUGAGCAAGAAGAGAAGGCUAUCAAAUUCUUAAAUUCAAUGCAGCAAGAAGGAGUAAGGCCCAAUGAGUUCACUAUUGCUGGCUGUUUAGGUGGUUGUUCCCGAAUAACUGCUACUGAAAGUGGAAGGCAACUUCACUCUAUGGCACUUAAAAGUGGACUUCAGCCUGAUAUGUUUGUUUCCGGUGCACUUGUCGAUAUGUAUGCAAAAUGUGGCUGCAUAGAAGAUGCUGAGGCUAUUUUUAAGGGACUGGUUUGGCGUGAUAAAGUCCUAUGGAACACUAUGAUAUGUGGAUUCUCUCUGCAUGGUCAGGGUUAUAAGGCCCUACAGACCUUUCAGAAAAUGAAAGAUGAGGGCAACUUACCCGAUGAUGUUACCUUUAUAGGUGUCCUUUCUGCAUGCAGCCACAUGGGUCUUGUUGAAGAAGGGAAACAACACUUCAACUCCAUGAGCAAUGUUUAUGGUGUCACUCCUAGAGAUGAGCAUUAUGCUGGUAUGGUUGACAUUCUUAGCCGUGCAGGAAGAUUCGUAGAGGUUGAAAGUUUUGUCGAAGAGAUGAAGCUCACGUCUAAUGCAUUGGUCUGGGAGAAUGUUCUGGGCGCAUGUGCAAAGCAUGGGAAUGUCAAAUUUGGUGAAAGAGCAGCAAAAAGGCUAUUUGAGCUCAAAUGCGAGACAGACUCAACUUACAUAUUACUUUCAAAUACUUUUGCUAGCAAAGGUAGGUGGACAGAGGCCAAAAGAAUAAGGGCCUUGAUGUCCAGCCAUGGUGUGAAAAAGGAACCUGGUUGUAGCUGGGUAGAAAUAAACAAUAAAGUACAUGUCUUUGUGUCGGAUGGGGGACAUCCUCACAUCAGGGAAAUCCAUUUGAAAUUGGAGGAGCUUGGUGAAAGUCUGAGAUUGAUUGGUUAUGUACCACAAAUGGAACAUGUGCUUCAUGAUGUUCCAGACACAGAGAAAGAAGAACAUCUUAAUCACCAUAGUGAGAAGUUGGCUCUUGCCUUUGCCCUUAUGAGCAAUAGCCAUAAGAAAACAAUACGAAUCUUCAAAAACCUGCGUAUCUGUCGCAAUUGCCAUAAUUUUAUGAAGCAUGUCUCAAGGAUCACAACUCAAGAAAUAGUUAUUCGUGACACUAACCGGUUCCACAGCUUCAAGGAUGGAUCGUGUUCCUGUCAAGAUUAUUGGUGAUUUGGCUGAAGACACUAACCUGUUGAACUUGUUUUCAUGUAAUUCACUGCUUUGAAAAGAACUACUUGUGCAGUUGUGCUCAUCCAUAUCCCUAGUGCUGAGAUGUGAGAAGAUAUCAAAAUAACUCUGGCAAGCGUGCUAAUAUUGAUGAUCUAUCGGGAAAAAGUUUUCUAGGGAUGGAACUUCUGUGGAAAACGGAUGGAAUGCUCCUCCUUAUCAAAUGCAUCUUGCUGUUGUGUGCAUCCUAUUAUUCAGAUUGAUAUCAGCCAUGCCGACCUUUAGUACCAUAGCAUUGGAUAGGUUGUUAGAGCCUGGAGGUUCCAGGCUUGUUGAGAGAUCUGCUCCGUGUUCGAUGCCUCUGCAAAACUCACAGAAUGGGAGGAAUGCUAGUGCGCCCCGAAGAAGAAAAAGGCUCCUCGUCCUCCAUUAAAACCAUCUCUUUAUGCCACUCCUGAGGUGACGCCACUUCCAGAUGCACCCUCUCCAUUUCCUCCGUCACCAUACAUCAUUAACCAUAAGUGAUGUAGCCCGCGCCUCCUCAAGAGCACUUCAGAGGCCAGCAUACUGGCUGAGCGGAAUGUUCUCCAGGAUUGUGAAAAGCCUUUUGGUAAGAGCUCAGAUAUGGUGAUUGUAAGUUCAGCUGGUGACCUCCAAGUUCCUUAUAAAAAUCCUGAAGCAGUUAAAGGAGCAAGGUGACAGUGUUUAUCACUUUGAAUUUGAUAGCAGCAAGAAUGGUGACUUUGGGACUGGACACAGGGAAAGUGGGAGUAGUAGCAUUACAAAUGAUUUACAGGUACCGACAAUGAAUUCACAAAGAGGUUUAGAGAUUGAAGAUUUCUUCGAUCCAAAUGAAUCAACGAGUUUUGCAAGUAUUACAGAUGAUGAAGAUAAUGCUGAGCAGAACUGUCUAUGAAGUACAGCAGUCUUGGGGAGUUUUUUGAUGCUUGGGAAGAACUAUCUUCUGAAGGUGGAGCUCAAACUUCUACAAUUGAUUUUGAAGCUGAAUUGUGUGAAAUGAGGUUGAGCCUAUUGAUGGAGAUAGAGAAGCGGAAGCAAACUGAAGAGUCCCUUAACAGCAUGAAAAGCCAAUAUGAGAGAAUUAAGCAAGGGUUAUACAGUGCAGGAAUUGUUUUGCCUGCAAAUCUUACUGCUAUUGCUGCGGUUGACCUGAAUUCUUAUCCCAUGGAAGAUCUAUGUCAACAAGUUCAUGUUGCAAGAUUCAUAUCGAACUCACUCCAUUGGAGAGGAAUGGCCAGGGCUGAAGUUGAAGUAGAGAUGGAAGCUCAACUAGAGUUAAAGAACUUCGAGAUUGCUCAUCUCUUGGAACGCCUCCGAUGUUAUGAGACCAUGAAUAGAGAGAUGGUUCAGAGAAACCAGGAAGCGAUAGGUGAGACUUAUGUCAUAUAUUUGGUCUUUGAUAGUUUUGAUCAAGUGAACGUACUCAUUUUUUUCCUUCCUGUAGGAAUAUCUGUUGCUGGCACUAGUUUGGCUAGUCAUUUUAGAUGUCCUCGAAGCACAAUUAUCAUGCUUUACUUUGAGUUUGACAAUUAUGCAUGUUCAAGAAAGAUUUGGAUGGACAUAGCACCUGUAUUGAGUGAGAAUUGUCUAUCUGGUUGUCGAGCGGGAUUGUCUGUCGAAUGUUAGUUUUAUUAACAGUCUUGAGAAUCGUGCAUCCAUGGUGUGUGCGACAACUGUUGAUGUGUUUAUUUUGCAGACAGCAAAUAGCAAUUAGCGGUUUAGGAUCAGUUUUAGGAUAACUCCCCCCUUUUUCCUGUUUACCACAAUAAAAGUAGAAUUAUUAGAAUACAAAGCGGAAUAAAGCUGCAUUAUUUGGGAA